Tremella mesenterica DSM 1558 is the source of this 2193-nucleotide messenger RNA. RefSeq lists its product as uncharacterized. The record is from RefSeq and is a predicted model, not a curated record. The transcript has 2 exons. Bases 1 to 2193 code for a protein of 730 amino acids. Lineage: Eukaryota; Fungi; Basidiomycota; Tremellomycetes; Tremellales; Tremellaceae.
AUGAACGAUGAUAACACUACCCGAGCUAACAUUCGUUUAGAACUGCACACGCAGGACAUCCAGGACUCGCGAUGGAUUGGGGGUCCCCUCGUGCCGCUCAGCAACCUCCCCCACGAUGCGCCCAGGGGUCUGUCAGAAAGACUAGUCAGAGUUGUGUUGCAUCAGUCUCAGCCUCCAGGGGACUGGCCAUACCAGAGAAGCAUGGAAGACUACAGGCAAGCCAGCCAGACUUGGGAAACUCUACCACUCCUAACUCCGGAUGGGGAAUAUGAGGAACUGCAGCUCUCACGCCUACACCUCCUGGUAAAUGCGGCUAGUUAUGCAACACGACGGGAGAUUGAACAGCUGUCCCGGCUGCGGGAUCUCUCAGUCAAAAAACAGAAUGUCAAGCUCGGGUCCAUGGAGAGCUUAUGGCUUCUCCUUGGCUGUCGACCUCCACAUGCUCAGCGCACCCUACAACAUGCACAGACAUGCCUCACAUACGCACAUAUAGUCCACAACACUGUCACUGUGGCUUUGACACUUUUCAUGCAAAAAUGGGGUGAAUUAGAGUCAAAUCACAACUUUCAAAAACUGCGGACGUGGGAGACAAAGAAUUCGUCCGGAAACACCAUAGCAGGUCUGGAACUGACAGCGGAAGAGAGACAAGAGAUGAAUUUUUUGUCCAGGCAGUCCAAGCGAGUCUGGAAUGAAAUCGGUACGCAAGUCUCAGCACUUUGCACUGACCGUAAAACCCUUGGGGAUUUGGCCGAAAGUUGGUAUGUACAGACACAAGCCUGGUGCAGUUGGUACUGGUGGUCACUGCCUGAUCUUUGCUUUUCAAAUGACCUGGUUUCACCAGUGGAGAUCAAAAACGCUAAGUCUCAAGCGCCAGCAGCUAGACACUCUUUUCUGCGUAGGGGUAAUGAGGAGGACGGUCCACGUGAAGUGUUGUUGACCUGGCAGGAGGUAUCCAAGAGAACAUCUACCAUUUUGAGUCAAGUGGAGCGCCGGAUUAGAGAACAAUUACAUUCAUCCGACGAUGCCAACCUAAGACCUAUCAAACGUACCAACUCCCCGGUUAGAACGCUGGCCUCAGCCUCAGCUACCACACUUCCAGAGAUGUCAUUCCUGAAUGGUCAUGGUCCAGAUGUUUCCUCUUCUUGUCCUGCUCAGGAGUCUUACCCUGACAGUCAUCCGACUACGCCAUUGAACGCCCUAAAAAUGCAGGACACUGAUGUCGUUGCUAACGCUACGGAAUCUCCUUCUGUGGACCUCUCAAACGCACCAGAGAAGACAGUCCAUCAAGAUCAUGACUACAAAUGCGACUCAGACAGUCUGGAGACUGCUCCCUCCCAGCAGCUAAAUGGAGGUGAUGAGAGGGUAUUUUCGGGUCCUGAACACUAUGUGAUGUUUCUGCUCGAAGAGAACAGUCAAGAAGUUGCAGCAGAGAUCAACACUCAACACUUGGAGAGAAAUCUCGUGACAGAACAAAUAGUGCAAUGUUCCCCUGUCACACCCACACCAGUGGACAUCUGUACCACUCCUAGUCCUGACAGCACAGGGGGAACCGGAAUGAAGAGAGCAAUGAGGAGUAGCUGCAAGCUUGACCAAAGUCCGGCGGCGUCUCCCCUCAAUCAAGAUGCCGAAUUGGGAGCUUCCGAACACCCCAGGCAGAAGACAGGAGAAUCAAGCUCACCGGGAUCUCAAUCGAGCUUCCUUGCAACGUCAGAAACAUGUAUAGGGGAACUAGGACAUACAGAGAAGGGAGACGUUAGUGAUGCAGGGCAUGAGGUCCAGCGGUCACCCGCUCCCUCUUUGUGCCUCCAGGAAAUUCAAACCGACGACAACAAGGUGCUCACCCCCACACAGUCAGCUGAAGUGGGUGGCAGCUCCGUACCAUCAAUGCUGAGGUAUCCAACAGACUUACCUGCCGCUUCACAGAAGUCUCCAUUCGAGAUACCCGAAGCCUCUUUUACAAUUGAUGACAAUGUUCCAACUGAGCUGGUGUUCCGGGUCCCAAAGCACAGCUCAGAUUCCUCUACAGGACGACACCCACGCAGUCGUAGUGCCGAUCCCGAUCUAAGAGUGUCAAGACAAAGGACCAUGCCUUCUCGAGGCAGACCACACUCCAUCUGUGUACCCAAGAAUUGGCUCGAUGCCCCCUCGUCGGUUGGGAUGGGAGAUAGCCCGUCGGUGGAGGCGGCAGGAUGA